AGUUUCAAGCUAAAUUGACUCAUCAAAACUUGAAAUCUUGACUUCAAGUUUCCUCUCUCCACAGAGGCUGGAUGUUUUUAUUUUAGAUUACCAGCACGUUUGUAGUUGAGGAACACCAGUAGAUGCUCCAAACUGGAGCAGAAAACAGAGUUUGGGAAGAUUUUAGUGGGUCAGAGAACAUCUGUAGAGUGAGGUGGAUGCACUUGGUCUUUGAGAGGACAAAACGGGUUAGGUUGGAGCUGCAGCAUCAUCUGGAAGUGUUGUAAUAUAUAGAUAAUGGUUUACACUAAACUGAACACUGUUUUUUUAAAUACACUAAACAAGUACAGCAAAUUAGGGUAUUUUCCAACUAAUCUAUUUUUAAACAGUCGUCAACUUCGUCUUUAUUGAGCAGUAGUUUGUUCCUUCAAAUGAAGGGAUAUUUGCAGCACCUGCGCCCAAGCAAGAGGAAGUCGGUUGCUGCGUUUCGAGAUAGUCGGCGCCUAUAGGUAUUUUGGAUACCAAACACUGUUCCCUUUAGCACCCACAGAACAAGACACCACCAAGUGAAACAGAAAACAUUGGCCACACGGUUUAACGCAUGUCAUAUCGGUUUGAAUGUGCGGCCCGAUCACAUUGGCAAACCUAACUCUGAUAGGUUUAGAUUAGAUCAGACGGCUUCCCUUGUAAAGUACUGCGGGAAGUGGCGCUUGCGAUCACUGCGGCAUCUGAACAACGUUAGAAGCAAAGAGGAACCGCGGUCCUGUCAUUCUCGUGCAUUUAUAUUCAUUAGUAAUGUGACACAUUUAUCUGCGGCCGUGGGACGCACGCACUUGGGAGGGUUCGGGGAAAGAAGUGCAAAAGUCGAGCAACUUUGAAAUGCAACACUUCCAACUCGGUUACCAAGACAUUCUUGUCGAAGACAGAAGAGCUGACGAAGGGUGAAGAUGUCAUUGAAUGUGUCCUCCUGCCCAGAGGAGCAUUGGAGCAGUGAGCUGUCUCUUUAUGCUGUUGUGUACGGAAUAAUCGUCAUUCCUGGGAUCUUUGCGAAUAGCGUGGCUUUAUGGGUUUUAAUUGGGAACAUCAAGAAGGAGAAGAAGGCAGUGAUAUUCAUGAUCAACCUUGCCUUGGCUGAUCUGGCUCACAUGUUGACCUUGCCCUUGAGGAUCUUUUAUUAUGUAACUCACACCUGGCCUUUUGGAAAAUUUAUGUGCUUGUUCUGUUUCUACCUAAAGUUUGUAAACAUGUACGCUAGCAUCUUAUUUUUAGUUUGCAUCAGCAUCCAACGCUGUGUAUUUUUGAUCAGUCCAUUCAAGUACAGCACCUGGAGACGCAGGUAUGAUGUGGCGUUCAGUGUUAUCGGAUGGGUGGUUGUCACAUUGAUGUGCCUGCCAUUCCCCAUCAUGCGUAACACAGGCACAUUCAACAGCUCGCUCUGCUUUGCUGAUCUCCCCAUGAAGCAAGUCAAGCUGGCAUCUUCUAUACUGAUGCUCACAGCGGCCGAGCUCCUGGGCUUCCUGGGGCCAAUUAUCAUCAUUGCUGUGUGCACCUGGAAAACUGUAGCAUCCUUGAGAGUGUCGUCAGCAUUGCCCAAGGAUCAUGGUGGAAAGCGGGCUCUGAACUUGCUCCUGAUGUGUGCGGCAGUCUUCCUGAUUUGCUUUGCCCCCUAUCAUAUACUGUUCCUGCUCAACCAGUUGAGACAGUUGAACUACAUCACAGAUUGCUCCGUGAGGAAGAACAUCGUCAUUCUGCAUUCACUGUCACUCUGUGUGGCAAGCCUGAACGCCUGCUUGGACCCAAUCAUCUAUUACUUUGUCACCAGCGAGUUCAGAGAGCAGCUCUCACGGACGAGCAGCUUCCUCGUGCGGAGUCGCCACUUGAGCAGGGAGAGCACGACCAGUCGCUAACCUCCGGAGCACUCAGACAACUGUGUUAAGUGUGUGUCUUGGGUUUUUUUGUAAUGUAAAAACUGUAGGAAACGGAAUUUCGUUCAAACCAAGUUGUUUGAAUGACAAUAAAAGGCAUUCUAUACUUUUCUAUUCUAGUUAAAAGAUCAGGGUUUACUCUUGUACUGGUGGGUUUACCCUUGUUCCCUGCCAUGUCUCAUUACACAAUGCCAGCGGGUUUUUCACAUGUUAUUGAGGCAAAAACCGAUGUAAUACCCCGCCUCAUAGAUUGAACAAAGAAUGCAUUAUAAUUUCCACCCUAUGUGAAAAUAGAUAGCAGCAGUCAGUUUAAGCUGCUUGGAGUGCUGUAAUAGCUAGGUAGAAAAAGAUUUCUCGUUUUCGAUACACACUUUAUUUUUGUAGUGUCUCACUGCUAAGCAAAGAGUCAGUAUGAUUUUUCUGCAUUUACUGUAAGGUCCAAAUGUAAUUGCAGCUUUCAUUCAAAGACAUGGAACGUGAUCUGUUGCAUCAGCAAUACAAUGCCAGAUGCAGUUCGCUAAAAGCACACAACCCACACAAUGAAGUCUCCACUCAUUCUGACAGGCAAUGUAUUGACAGAUCAAGCAGUACUAAUCAUUUCUAACAAUUGUACUGGUGGGUUUUUUCUGAGUAUUACCUGUAGCUGCAAGUUUUCUACUACUAUUCAUAGUCAUCUAUUGCUGGUGACAUUCACAGGAGAUCAGUUUGAGAUAUUUGCAAUUAUGUCAGGGCAGGAGAAUGGGGUUGGCAGAGUGGAUAGCUUAACCAAGAUUGAAUGGCGGAGUAGACUAGGCCGAAUUGCCUAAUUCUGCUCUUAUAUUAUAGGAAAGACAUUGUCAAGAUUGAAACGAUUCAGAAAAGAUUUACGGGGAUGUUGCCAGGACUAGAGGGUCUGAGCUAAAGGGCGAGGUUGAGUAGGCUGGGUCUCUAAUCCAUGGAGCGCAGGAGGAUGAGGGGAGAUCUUUUGAGGUUUACAAAAUCAUGAGAGGAAUAGAUCGGGUAGAUACAGAGAGUCUUUUGGCCAGAGUAGGGGAAUCGAGGACCAGAGGACAUAGGUUCAAGGUAAAGGGGAAAAGAUUUAAUAGGAAUCCGAGGGUAACUUUUUCACACAGGUGGGCGUAUGGAGCAAGCUGGCAUAGGAGGUCGUUGAGGCUGGGACUAUCCCAUUGUUUAAGAAACAAUUAGACAGGUACAUAGAUAGGACAGGUUUGGAGGGAAAUGGGCGAAGCUCAUGCAAGUGGGACUCGUGUAGCUGGGACAUUGUUGGCCGGUGUGGGCGAGUUGGGCCGAAGGGCCUGUUUCCACACUGCAUCACUCUAUGACUCUAUCACAUAUGAUCUUAUUCAAUGUGAACUACUAUUUGCUCCACGCUGUGCGUGCAGGAUUAGCGUUGUUGAUAACUUGAUAGCUGCACAUUUCUUGCCAAUGGUUUGGUAAUUUCCUGUUGUUAUUUUGCACCCAGCAAUUGAAGCACUGUGCAUCCGAUUAAUGAAAUAGAUAUAUUGUAUUUGCAAAAUGAAGCAAACAAGAUUCCAGCUGAGCUUGAAUAUCAAGAAUAUUACCAUAUAAUAAAAAGUCAGAAUCCUAUUUCCAUCAUUUGAAUUGCAAAAUUAUAUGUAUGGCAUGUCUCACUCUAAGUCACCACAUGGCCACACAAACAAAAGGAACAUGGGGACCAAGGAAAUUAUUCAGUUGUAGUGAUUAGGGUAUUUCCACAGCUGCCAUCCACCGGAAAAAAAAUGCUCAAUAAAGCUGCGUGAUUGUCAGAACGAAACAAAUUAUUUUAUUUAUGGACUAAUGAAGUAGAGUUCGGAAUAUGCUAUUCCGACCAUAAAGGGCCUGACCCACUUUCACGACCUAAUUCACAACCUUUUUUACUCGUGGACAUUUUUCAUCAGGCUAGAAAAACGGCCUGACCUACUUGAUGCCACGAGUACCUACGACUAGUAUCACAACCUACCUACGACCUCGUGACGACCAUGCUGCGAGUAUGUGUCAAGGGCAAACUCGGCAGAGGUCGUGAAUUAGGUCGUGAAAGUAGGACAGACCCUUAACACCUGGAGCUCAUAUUGUUGUCCAUGCUGAAUUCUCAGUAAGAUUUGCUCAGUAUUUCGGCCAGUUUCUAUGCAGCAGCCCAACCAGACAUAGGUAAUGGUUUCCAUUCAGAAAGCUUAUUUUGGGGGCCUCUGACCUUAGCUGGAAUUGUAUUAUUUAACAGUAUAUUUACAUACAUCCAUGUAAAAUUUACGAUACAGAGACCAUUAGGUCCAGUUUAGUUUCAUUUAGAAAUACAGAGCAGAAACAGACCCUUCAGCCCACUGGGUCUACGCCGACCAGUGAUCCCCGCGUAUUAACACUACCCUACACCCACUAGGGACAAUAUUUACAUUUACCAAGCCAAUUACAAGUAUGUCUCCAGAGACCUGUACGUCUCUGUAGUGUGGAAAACACCCACGGACGGGGUCAUGGGGAGAACGUACAAAUGCUGUGCAGAGAGCACCCGUAGUCAGGAUUGAACCCGGGUCUCCUGUGCUGCAUUCGCUGUAAGGCAGCAACUCUACCACUGUGUCACCGUGCCACCCUUUGUGCUUGGGUGAUUUUUCCUCCCACACAAUUUAUUUUUGGGUACGUCUUCUAUUCCUUCUCCACCAUCUACAUCAUUUAUCAAGAAUGAGAAGCACACAGGUAGACAGUCAGAACCUUUUUCUCACUGUGAAAACGUCCAACACUAGAAGGCAUAGCUAUAAGGAGAGAUGGGGUGAGAUGAAUGGAGAUGUGGAGGGAAAGUAUUGAACACACAGAGGUGGAGGCCUGGAAUGCAUUUCCAGGGGUGGUGGUGGAGGCAGAUCUGAAAGUAGCAUUUAAGUGGCAUUUAGAUAGGCACAUGGAAGUGGAAGGAAUAAAGGGAUAUGAAUCAUGUACAGGCAGAUGAGAUCAGUUUAAGUUGGCAUCAUGUUUGGUGCAAACAUCGAGGGCCGAAGUGCCCAUUUCAGUGCCUUAUUGUUCUAUCUAUGUCUAUGGACCAUUUCCCAGGAGAUGGAUGUUCUAGACACAAACUGGAGUAACUCAGCGGGAUAGGCAGCAUUUUUUAAUGGCUUUGAGUCAGAUUUUGCAAAUCUUGUCAUCUUUCCAUAUUCCCUACAUGCCUAUUGAGGAAUGGUGUGGAGGGAUAUGAUCCAAACAUGGGCAGGUGGGACAAGAGUAGGUGUCGACAUGGGCAGGUUGGGCAGAAGGGCCUAUUUCUUUGCUGUAUGACUCCAUGCCAAGCAUUUAAACGUAAUACAGUUAGCUGGAGAAAGCGUUGGGAAAAACAGUAACAUUUGAAUAAUUGCAACUCUUCAUUAUUUAUAAUUUGAGGUCAGAGUAAGGCUUUUCAGUAUUUUGCAUUGUGUCAAUUCUUUUGAACGAGAAGACAGAUUAGUCCCAACACCACCCCACGUCCUCGUGCUCUUUGUUAAAAUAUUUAUCCAGUCCCAUUUCAAAAAUCAUAGGGACGGGACCCAACGGGUCCCCAUUGGUCUAGUAUUACUCUAUAAUUUGUUUCCCUGAUUUUUGGUUUCUGAACAAGUCCAAGUAAAAUUUCAAUCAUUUAGGAUUCCUAGAUUUUUUAUGGCAUUGCAGAACCAAAGUUCAUGGUCCCACUUAUUUGCUCUGUUAUAAUCAAACAAAAGACGUUUUUAAUACCUCAGAACCUCCACGAAAGCGAAACACUGCCUUUCUUGCAGAAAAUGGAGCAACAUUCCACAACUAGCAAUCUUGUAAUGAACAAAAAAACUAUUACUGAUGUUAAUUGAGGGAUAAAUAUCACACAGAACACACCAUGCUCUCCACAAAAUAUUUUACACGUAUAAAGGAUAGAGAAGGCUUUGCAAUAACAUUUUAUAUGUAGGAUUAUACUGCUGACAACACGUUUCAACUUCACCUUUACCAAAGUUUCAGCCUAGAUUUUGUGUUUGAAUAUAGUUAUUCAACUAUUUUGAAUAACUAUAGUUGUUAUUCCCUGGACAUGUUUUCCAUAUGUUUAUUGGACAGAUUAAGUAUAAAACAGUAACUGGAGUGUGUUGAAUACUUCAGUCUGUAUCAUGAAAGUUGUUUGCUUUAAU
Molecule: messenger RNA, 6007 nt
Organism: Leucoraja erinaceus (little skate)
Lineage: Eukaryota; Metazoa; Chordata; Chondrichthyes; Rajiformes; Rajidae
Product: putative P2Y purinoceptor 10
Exons: 2
Coding region: 927-1886 (319 amino acids)
Biological process (GO): positive regulation of Rho protein signal transduction; phospholipase C-activating G protein-coupled receptor signaling pathway
Cellular component (GO): membrane
Molecular function (GO): G protein-coupled receptor activity
Source: RefSeq, a predicted model, not a curated record